Messenger RNA from Toxoplasma gondii ME49, 7497 nucleotides. RefSeq lists its product as hypothetical. The transcript has 2 exons. NCBI's taxonomy places the organism in Eukaryota, Apicomplexa, Conoidasida, Eucoccidiorida, Sarcocystidae. The record is from RefSeq and is a predicted model, not a curated record. The coding region runs from base 1213 to 6168 and encodes 1651 amino acids.
GAGCUCUCACAUCCAUCUUUGGCUAGCUAAACCUCUGUGCCGCUCUUUAGUUCCUGUAAUAAACUCGUCCACCAACACCAGCAGAUGAUAACCCGCUGCCCGCUGCGAACGCGUGUCUGUGGCAUGUCGCCCUCCCGAAGUGGAGAAAGGAAACCCUCUUGAAUGCAUUUUCUUCCUUCUUUUUCUCUUCCUUUCCCACCACUUUCGCUUCCUGUAUCUGAUUUUCUGCCUCUUGAGCUUGUAACGCCACCUAAAUAGGUGGAAAUUUCCUUUACCGCGUGUCAAUUGUCACCCGAAAGUGUGUGUAGUCCCGUUCGUUUCCAACAAGAAAACGGCGAGGCUUCUUGGUUCUUCCAAAAGUUUGCUUUGUGGUUCUCAAUUCUGCAAACUUGUCUGUUUUUCCCCUUCCAUUUUGAUUGGUCUGAAGGUGUUUAUGGACGUUCUUCGGUCUAAAUUACGAUUCUCGGAAACGCUUCGUAGACGGCCCGAUUCCAGAAACAACCGCCUCGGGUAGCGAAGGGCUGUCUGUGUUUUUCGUCUGCUGUUUCCGCGUUUUUCGACCACCAGAACCGACACCGUGGAACAGGGUGCUUUUCUGUGCAAAGCUGGUUUCCAGUCUUCAGAAGAAAAACAGGGUGGGGCUUCGCUCUCAGUGAAUCAGGUAAUUUUGAUGCCUGGUGUCUUGGCAUCGACGAUCCAGUCUGCGGUUCUGUCGGUGUGUUUUCCAUCCAACGAGAGCGUUGCCUUCUUCCGAACCAAGCUGCGGCCGUCUAAAUCUCUGCGUCAGCUACGGUUGGUUGAUUCUCAGCUGCUCUCAGAGCCGUCUCCCAUUUCAAUCAAAGCCGUGUUGAACAGUUCUGGGUCUUCCGCGAGCGCAAAAUGCCGGUCUUUCUCAAUCCACCCCCGUGUUCUCACUCCUCUAACGCCCACUCGCCGUCUCCAGCUCUUACUCUGGUGUUCCCUCUGUGACGUCUCUCUGCAGCCUGUAAUCGUUCUUCUCCAUUGUCUCUCUUUUCCUUGUUUGCGUCGUCCCUCUCUCGGCACCGGCAGGGAGCUCCGGCCCGCGUCGUCUCCUCGCGGGCACUCAACUAGUGUUCCGAGAAGAGAGCCUCGAGCGUUGCCUCGUCCUUGUUUCUGCCCAUCGGGGAGCACCCCACCCCUUCCAUGUUAUGACAAAGAAGCUGUUAGAGUCGUCUCCCGCCGGUACGGACCAUGAAGCCGGCGCCCACGCACGGUUCCCACAUUGCGACGAGGAAGGCGGAAGGCAAGCCAAGGAGCAACGGAUUUAGGUCUGGUCGCAGAGCGAGGCGGAACACACAGUCCGAGGCGGACUCUGCAGCAUCGCUUAUUUUUGCUUCGCCUCCCUCUCAUUUCUCGUGUUUCGCUGUUCCUCCCGCAGAGUUCCCGCUCCCCAGCCACUUCUCGCCUUUUCUCCCUUCUCUCCCGUCAAAACUCGGGUGUCUGUCCCACCCCUCUAUGUGCGCUGCUCCGCCUCCUCCAGGUCGCAACGACCCCACUUGGUGUUUCUUCCCAGGCUAUGCGCCGCAGUCUCUGACGCUGUUUGCAGGGCCUGGCGCUCCCAGUCUCGCUCAGCGUUCCGUGACUCGAGCGACGGGACCUCGGCAGGCGGAGGCAGUGCACAGCUUCAGUCGAUGCGGCUCGAAGACAGAGGCUCAGGCGGGAGAACCAGCCUCUUGUCUCCGUUCCUCCUCUGGGACAUGUGAGGCGAUGUCAGAAGGUGGGGUUUCUGUGUCUCUUGAUCUCGCACGGGAUCGGGAGCUCGCGCAAAUUGCCGACGCGUGCGAGGUUCUGGGCAGGCAAGAAAGGCAUCUGUCUAGGGCGGCAUUCCGCAGCGACACGGCACCUAAGCACUUGAACAGGAGAUGGGGAAGGCACAGCGAGGGAUACAGAGACGGGGUCCCAUCUGCGUGUGGCGCUCGUCUACUCUUCAACGCAGACGAAGCGCCGGACCCCUUCCAGCCUGAGGGCUCUAGAGGCUACGGAGAGCGGCGACAAGCUGGACACAGUCCAACCUGCUUCCCUCCUUACUCUGUGAGAGGGGGAGAGAAGCGAGAGACCAUGCAUUGCGUAGUAGCGAGCCGUGGAGCUCCGGAACACGGUAAACGUCAGCACCGCGCGACCUCUGUUCCGGGAGACGGAAGAAGCAGCAGCCUAGAGGAACGCCUUGUUACCAUUCCUGUCGGCCCGACGCUGGAAGUUGCGAAGUCAGGGGACGCGGAACAUUCCCCACAUUUGUUCGUCUCAGAAGAAAUCAAGCGGAACUCUUCUUCCUCUUCUUCUUCAGGAGUCUCUCCUCAUCGUAUGUGUUCUUCCCAUCCAUCUGAUCCAAGCCCUGUUGAUGUGACUCUUGCUCUCGAAAGUAUUGCUCGGCGUGCACGGUCGUGUCCGUCUUCUCCUGUUUCUCUCAAGUUGUCUGCUCUGUUUAUUUCCACUGCGUCGUCUUUGUCUCCUACGGCAACGCAACGUCCUUCUUCCUCUUCUCAGUGUUCCCCUCCGCCCUCGUCGUCUUCGCUGUCCACGGAAGGUGCAGACGGGGACGAGGCCUUUCGCCCGCUCCGCCUUCAGUCUCGCUCGGGGUCGCCGCCAGUUGCGCCAGAAGAGGGGUCAUGGCACUAUCGCCGUUGUCCAAAUCCAGUGUCCUGGCUAAGUCGGCAAAUCAAUUCCACGCUUCGAGUUUCAAGGGUGUCGGAGCUGGAUAAAUCGCAGAGAAAAGAGGGUCACUCUCUUAGUCCGCAUGCAUCCUUCCCGCGUUCUGGUUCCUCGACGUCGAGACCUGCAAAGGCGAAGGUGAACGGGUGCGAGUCUCCGAAGCAACCCGUGGCGAGGUUCACGAAGAACUGGGUGGUGCCUCCCAGCUUGUUCUGUAAAACAUCCUGCAGUCUGUCUGCUGAAGGUCUCUGUCCGCCGUGCUGCUCUGUCGCGUCUUCUGCAUCAGGUUGCCUCGACUCUUCUGUCGCCAUCCCUUUCUCUCUCUCCUCCUCGGUGGGCGCGUCCCAGUCAACGGCGGUCGGCAGGCUAGUUGUCUCUUCGCUUCUUGCGGAAGGCGCACCCAGAACGCGGGGUAAUGGUAUGCAGCAGGAAAGUGAAACGGGAAACCCAGGGGGCUCUGCAGAUGGGCUGUCUUCGCCCUCCGAAAUUAUCUCGGAUUCACCUCGUUCUCCGUCGGAACAUGACACAAACGCUCACUUUUUCCGCCACGAAUCUCACUUCCCUUCUCUGUUUUUGGAAGCAAAAAGCGGGCCUCGAGCCGAACCUUCAGUGCCCAUUGAAGACGGGAGUCAAUGUGGGACAGAAAAAGAAUGCAGGCAACUGGGUUUUCUGGAUUUACCUGGCCGGAUGAACCCCGAUUCCCCGUGUGUCUGCGCAGCGUGUGGAUCUCGCCCGUUCUCGAAUUUCAAGAGAAACGAAGCGCAGGCCAGCGACAGAGAACAAACGGGCCGAAAAGAUGCGAAGCAGCUUGAACAAGAGGUGAGACGCGAUUCAGCACACUGCGCGAAACAGGAAGGAACAAACGGAGCACGCGCAACCGUUUUGAAAAGGACUCCUCCGCGUCUUUGCUGCUCCUUGACCAACUCCGUUCCGGCCCAAGCUUAUGCAGGAGAUGUGUUUACCCAUGAGCAAAUGGAAAACGUUGACUUGGCAUUCAAGACUUCACACGAAUCGGCGGGAGCGUCGCCUUGUGUGUGGCAACAAAGAGAGAACGAGGCAGAGAAUACACGGAGAAGACCUUCGUUGGUAUAUCCGUCUCAGAGACCUCUUGCCGAGACGAAGGGGGAAGGCAAGUGCCUUCCGAGUCUCUCAAACGCUCAGAAGAAGAGAGACACCCUGGAUAACCCAGUGAGGAACAGUGAAGAGAAGGCGGAGAGGGAGAACGAAGAAAGGGAAAAGGUCUCAGGUAUCGACUCCGCUGAAUGGGUUUUAGAACGAAACAGUUUCACUCAUGGAAGAGAAGAAGCGCACAAGCGAGAGGGCAGACACUGGAAAGAGGAAGGUCAACGACAGGAGAAGGGUCGUCGAAAAUGUCCGGACUUCCUAUCGCGAGGGUCUGAGAGAUAUAGAGACGAGGAAAAAGAAGGCAACUCUGUGUCUUCAAGGCGUUUCUUGCCGGGGAGACUGCGGCCGAAGACCAAAUGGAAGGCGUUUUCUUCCUCUUCUCCACGUCCUGCUCUGUCUUCUUUGCCUUCCGCUGGGCCUUUCUUACCGUCUGCUCUACCCCCUUAUUCGUGUCUUCUUCCUUUCUCUCAUCCGUCAUUUUGUCCUUCCGCUCGUGUGUCACCUUGUUCACCUUCCGGUGUGUCAUCCCCGCUUCACCAGAGUGCGUCAAGGGAAGGAGUUCGAGACGUCGGUUGUCAGUUUUUUCUUUCUGUCACCUUGCCACUGCCGUGCACCCUUCUACCGGAGGACGUUGCGGCAAGUGUAGAGAGAGUCGAGAGGAAGGAGGACCGAACAGGGGAAGAUGGAGUGUCCAAACAUGUCGCUACUCCGGAUCUGCCAUCUUUGGCUACGUUUGUGGCUGGCGAGCCGAGUUCUUUCCUGCGAACUCAAGGACAGAGAGAACAGGAAGGUCCAGCAGAAGACGCGGGAACGGACACGGAACAAAGCGGAAAGUUUCUCGGAGAAAUAGGUCGAGCACAAGAGAAGCAGGUGGAGGAGCAGAGCCAAGAGGAGGGUGAGGGGGAGAGAGGGGCAGGAGAGUGCGAAGCGGAAAAAGAGCAAAAGCACGAGAGAAGAAAGGAAUGGUCAGGAACCACCGGAGAAACGAGGGAUGAGCGAGAACCUCCACGAGGGCGCAGGAACCCGAAAAAUAGAGAGGAACAGGGAAACGCGUCUGCAUUCUCUUGUCCACGUCUGCAGCAGAACGGGGCGGUUGUCAUGGUUCAGGCUCUCUACGACUUGAGUCAAGAGCAUCUCCUCCUCCCCGCUUAUCACGUGUACGAUAAGUCUGGCGUUUUCCAAGGACUCCUGCCGUUUGCAGCCUUCAUGAAGACCCAAAGUCGCUCGUGUUUCAACUCGAUGCCUGGUGCGAAUGGACACAUGAAGCAAGAAAGAGCGAACCAAGAGGGGCGAGAGAAGUCGGCGGGCAGACACCCGAAGAACAAGGCACCGGGGCCGGCAGAUCAGUGCUCAGAUAGUAUCGAAGUGCCACCGAAAGAUCGUCGCCGCCAAGAGAGGGCAAGUUUUACGGGGAUCGGGACGGAGUGUAGGGUCAGUAGGAGUGGAAGAAAGAAAAGAAUAGCCGAACAGAACGAACGGGAGGAGAGCAACGAAGCCUUUUUUCAGCAAACCAUCGUGACACCUCUCCCGGUACUUUCUCUGCGGCAACUUGAAUCUCUCCAUAGCGCCGUAGCUCGAAUGUAUGGAAGCGAGGCGAGCAAUAAGGGUCUCCUUUGCGCCCCCCGAAAGCAACUCCUGUCAUAUAGCUCUCCGCUCUUAUGUUCUUCCCCCUCUAUUUCCUCUCCGGGUCCUGUCUGUUCUCCGCGCGGCUGCUCUGCUCGAAUGUCUUCUGCGUAUGCGGCCCCUUUCCAGUGGCCGCUCCUGUCUUGUACCUCUUCAGAUUCCUACUCCUCCCCAAGGUUUUCUUGUUCUUCCUCUCCUCCGGAUUCGGCGUCAGUCGCUGCCGGGCAUUUCCGCGUUCGUCUUGGCGCGGGCGAAAAUGGUGGGGGAGGCUUGCAGCUAGUUGGCCGGCAGGAGGUGGUAGCGGCUGUUCGGGGAGGCACAGGAGAAUGCACGAAGAAAGACCGCCAUGAGGCAGAGGAGAGAAGACGGUUUGACGGGGAGACGGUCGAGGUGGAGAAGGACGCGCAGCGACCUGUCGGAAGUGGUAGGAUGAGAAAGAGACGGAGAAGAAGGAAAGAGAGUAGGGCUGGCGAGUGCGCAGAUUCAGCUGAGAACGCAAGAGCGUGUACAGAAGGACAAAGCGAGAAGGCAGAGAAAGAUGCGGAGGAAAGCAACGGCCCUCCACAUCCAAAACGAGCAGAACUGAAGGCGCUCCGGGGGGUUUUCGCCGCCCUCUGUUAUAUGGCCUCAGCCCUAAGGCAUGAACCAGAGAAGGACGAGAAGUGCAAGUCAGAUUCCGCCAGUCCCAGCCUUCUCGACAGCACACAGAGCACAAGUACAAUCAGCGGCCCCAUUGAAAAUAUCGCUUAGAGAUACGACGCUUUGCGAUUACAGCCUAAAAUCGUGACUAUAUGUAAAUACAUGGAUUUGGAAGGGUCAUUUGUCUAGCAGGAGCCUCGGCGACGUUACCACAAGAACUAGCAGUGAUAUCUGAACCUCAAUGAGUGCAGAGCGAUGGAGCACUUCUUUUCUGCCAAAAGCUGCUGCUCAAUGAAGGAAACAGACAUACUGUGUAGUGCCUAAGCUACAUAAAGUCGUUGCUGUCGAGUGUGCAAGGUGGCUGACUACCGGCCAGGGACAGCUCUCGAUGAAACAAUGCUGGGAUAACAACAUGGGGUUCGUUGAAAAGCUGCCAAUGUUGUUUUCGGCAGGAAGAAUGAUGGUUUUCUGGAAGCAUGUGAAACGUUUGAACACUGCCAUGUCAUCUUUCCGCUAAAGGAACUGCUAAAGAAGCAAAAUAAUUACCGUUUUCCGGCUUGCCGAGGCAAAAUCGGCUGGUGGGGAUACGUGGGGAUAUGCAUCCCAUUACCACAUAUUUAGUGGAAUUGUUUCUUGAUUCGAAUUGGGAAAUAUCUCUGUACGACGUCGGAGCAGGGAGACGGCGGAGUGUUCAGAAGGGUGGAACGCUCCGCACGGCAUCGUUUUAGUGUGUCUGCGUAAGAGGGAAAUGUAGAGGAUCCAUAUCCUAUGAGUAUUUUGAAGGUCUCUAUUAAUUCAUGAUAGCUGUGAGAUGAAUGGAGAAAAGCGUUUUGGGUAGGGUAAGUGUCUGAGAGUUGUGCGGGGGAACAGGCCAUGCGGGAAAGCAAGCUCUUGCUGGAUUCUGCAGGAUUUCUGAGAUGACUUCCCUUUUUUCUUAGCGACUAUAUUUGUUUUCUAGCGUUGUUUGCCGGGCUCUCCUAGUGACUGCCUCUGAAGCCGUCACGGAUGAGAGCAUUUGAAAAGGCAAACCUGGUAGUCAUCCGGUAGCAAGGAUCCCUGUAUAUUUUUUUCGAAGUCAGAGACAUUGCCAGAUUAAAGCAGCUUUCCUGUCCUGUUUGCAGUCUUUGAAGUGCAGGAUUUUGGGUUGUUGCAAGAGAGGCAUAGAUUCUGUCGACGUAGGCAGUUGGUCUCUCGUGUUUGUCCAUUCCAUGGUGUCUGUCUAAAGGCGUAAGUGUGCUUGUUCCCCUGGGAGACUACAGCUUAAACUUGUCACGUAUGUCGAACAACAGUUGGAAGGAUGUGCUGUGUUGAUGGGGGCUUGAUAAAGUCGAGUUCGAAGAAACUUUACCCUUUUCAAUAUUGUCGAGUUGAUUAACAAUCCUAUACAGGUAAGAUAUGUGGAUCUGUCGCCCGUCUUAGUAGAUCCCUUGGUUUUUCGGG